Molecule: messenger RNA, 1011 nt
Organism: Somion occarium
Lineage: Eukaryota; Fungi; Basidiomycota; Agaricomycetes; Polyporales; Cerrenaceae
Source: the annotation of a GenBank genome assembly
AAACUGAAGGUGAUCGGUCGGUUGCAAUCUAGCUGAAAACGUGGAGAAGGCGCCCUUAGUUGCAGGAUUCAACGUUCACUUCAUCGUUCGAUCUUCAAUUGACCCUUCGGACUGCUCAUAUCUCAUUUACUUCUCUCAUAUUACCGGUUUGCCUCCCGAGCCAUAUUCAUGACUUCUGCAAACCCGCCCAAUGGUUUUACUGCUCCAAAUGGAGAAAACCGCUCGGAAAUUGACGAGAUUCAAGCAUUAAAACGGCUGUUGGAAGUUGCUUCCAUCGUCCUCAGCCAAGCUGUAGAUCUCGUCGAGAACUCCUUAACAUCCGAUGAGCAGCUUUCUGAACCUUCAAAAUUUAUACCAGGGUCCACGAUUGGUAAGCAUCUUAGGCAUGCUCGCGACCACUUCGCACUCCUGGUGGACUGCAUGUCAUCGAAACCACCGCGAGUCUUAAACUAUGAUAUUCGUCUUCGCAAUACACCAAUGGAAACCAGCAGACAAGCUGCAAAGGAGGCACUUGAAGGGAUCGUCGCCCAGUUGGAGAAGGUUGUUCCAUCUGCAAGCCUCAACGAAACUUUGACCUUGCAUGCGGUGACACCGUAUCCACAAAUCGUACAAACGACGUUUGGGAGAGAGUUAUGGUUCGGUUCCCUGCAUGCCAUCCAUCAUUGGUCUAUGAUUCGUGUAAUUGCGGGUGAACUGGUCAGUGACCUGUUCGCAUUCGCUAUCGUUCCAAGGACUAAGAGAUAUCACAGGGUAUUACAUUAGAAGACUCGUUUGGCUUCGCACCAUCGACUCUUGUAUAUCAGGGAUCUGAAGCGCCGUUAGGGAAAUCCAGGAUAUGACACGGAAAAUUAGCUAUCUUUUGUCGGAUACUCAUGAAUAUUGCUGUCCUUACGUUUUGCUGUCUGCAUACCUUCUCGCGUACAUAGUUAAUUUGUUUUCUGGACUUGAAGUACCUAGCUUAGGUUUCCGUAUAUGUGAUGACGUAAUUUGUUGAAUUCAGAAGGUUUUGCC